AUGAUCACGGUUCGGCCGUUUACUAAAAGCAUCAAUGGAGGGGAGAAACGAGAAGGGAAUAGAAGAAAAGAAAAAAGUAUUGAAAGCCAACUGGGACAAAAAACAAUGUCACACCAGCCGGCCGACCAGGCAGCACAGAUCGGAAAUUAUCAGCAAGGGAUACCAGCGAUGCAACAACCGAAAGUGUGGCUUUUCCCUUCUGGGCCAGUAGGCAUCAUGCUGAAACUGGCCCAGAGCAGCAGCUAUCCCCAGGGCAGUAGGUCCCUCUACAGUGGCCAUGAUACCUUCACCCGUUGCUAUUGGACGUACUUCUGGCUAUCUUUCUUGGGAAAAAACGAGGCCUACGCCCCCAACGCCACGGUAUUCUCGGUGGCCCUGCGCUGCGGCUAUUCUACCGAUUCGAUUGCUGGAUGA
Messenger RNA from Aspergillus niger, 414 nucleotides. RefSeq lists its product as hypothetical. The record is from RefSeq and is a predicted model, not a curated record. Bases 1 to 414 code for a protein of 137 amino acids. The transcript is spliced from 2 exons. Lineage: Eukaryota; Fungi; Ascomycota; Eurotiomycetes; Eurotiales; Aspergillaceae.